This is a messenger RNA of Rotaria sp. Silwood1, 255 nucleotides long. Lineage: Eukaryota; Metazoa; Rotifera; Eurotatoria; Philodinida; Philodinidae. The record is from the annotation of a GenBank genome assembly.
AUGGCAGAAAAUCGUCUGAUUUUCUUUACAUAUAUUUCUCUUCUUUUUCUUGUUAUACUAUCGUCAUGUACUGCAUAUGGACUGUUUAAAGAUUCAGCAGCGGAUCCAGUACGUCCAAUUAAGUAUCAUACAUUAAUUGAUCCUAGUCGAUAUGCAGAUCGAACGAAAGAAUAUCAUGAUACAUUGGCAAAAUUACGACUUUGGCGUCGAUACCUUGAUAUAUUUGAUCAAGAUAAUAAUGCAUCACAAGGUUAA